Messenger RNA from Porites lobata, 8270 nucleotides. The record is from the annotation of a GenBank genome assembly. Lineage: Eukaryota; Metazoa; Cnidaria; Anthozoa; Scleractinia; Poritidae.
AUGGCGGACGAAGGGGUUGAUCAAGACAGUCACCAAGAAAUUGCCGUAACAAGCAAUGAGAACAGGUGUAUUCAUUUCUUUGGACUUACUUUUCCUCCUUCUGGAUUUUUUGGACGAACUUUAACUCGAGGCUUUAUCGUUUUAGUGAGCUGGGCAGUUUUAUGGUCUGUUUUGGGUGACAAUGCUUUACCGCGCGGCAAUAUCUUCGGAAUUUUUAGUGUUGUUGUUCUUGCCGCUUUAGGCGGCUUUUUAACUAGAAAACUGUCUAGAGAUGCUCUUCCAUCUCUGCUGGGUAUGCUAGUAGUCGGCUUUAUUCUCAGAAAUGUGCCAGGAAUUAAUGUGGCUCGUCACAUUGACAAGAAAUGGUCCGCUACACUCAGAAACAUGGCUCUUGUCGUUAUUUUGACUCGUUCUGGUCUUGAGCUCGACCCAGGUGCUUUACGAAGACUAAAAUUCACCGUCAUUCGUUUGGCUUUUUCUCCAUGCGUCGGAGAGGCUAUCACUGUGGCAAUUGUUGGGAAGUUCUUGAUAAAUAUGCCUUGGCUUUGGGGAUUUCAGCUUGGGUGCGUGAGUGACACGUUAUUAAAUUACGUGAAAAUAUUUGAAAUGAUAAAUAUAAGAAUAUCAUAGAUCGGAACCGCAAAAUAAGAAAUCGAUGCAAAGAGGAUCAUCACUUAUUUCUUGAAAAUUCAUACAUUUAUUAUUUCAUCUUCUUCUUUCUCAGUUAUGUUAUGAACUAAUUUAAUGACCAGCCCAGGUGGGCUACUUCAGAUUUCAAGUGACAGGGAUGAUUGAAUGGAGGCAGAAAUCAAUACCCCAAAAAAAUCCCUGGACCAAAAUUCAACCCCCCCAAAAAUCCCAUGCCGAAUUUCAGAGCCGUAAAAAUUUCCAGAGGAACUAUGCGGCCAGGAUACGCAGGAACUAUCACGAAUCUUCAGAUUGUUUGGAAUACCCAAAAAAAUCCCUUCUUAAAUCAAGCUACUCAAAAAAGUACUUGCGAAAAUUUUCCUUCCCAAAAAAAUCCCAAAAUCGAAAAUUUCAUACUCAAAAAAUCCUUCGAUCAUCCCUGUCACUUGAAGUCUGGAGUACCUCCCUGGGAUGACCAGCUGUCAGGGUUUGAAUCCCAACAAGCCUGAAUUUUUUUCAGGCUUUCUCAUAGCAACUGCAUAAGUUGCAUCAGUCUGUAACUGGGUUGACCUUCUCUGCACUUGUAAAAGUUUUUAUUAGUCAGAGAGUAUUUGUGACUGCUCAAUGCAGCUGAAUGCAUGUGUUGAUUGAUACAUGUGACUGCAUGAUGUGGUUGUAAUGUUUUAGCCCACAAUUGACCUGUUCACCACUGAGUUCUUCAGUAGCAUUAUAGUUGUUAGAGCAUCCUACAAUGGUGCAGAAAAUCCCAGAUAAAAUUCGUUUUUUUUCCGCGUUCUUCUCACCACACAUACAUCUCAUUAAAUCAUUAAGUAAGAAAAACGUAUUUAUCCUCUGUCGUUAUCUGGCUUUGGAAAUAAUGAAACAAAUAAUUCAAGUGGAACAUAACAUCCCAACUGGUAUGAGGCAUGGUAUGAGAGAAAUACACACACUCCGGUAAAUAUUGUCUGUAUACCACAUAGGCAGCUAUGUGGUAUACAGACAGCUAUGACCCUGUGGCUUAUACAUGUAUGGGUAGUCUAGUUGAACUUUUUACCUCACGUUGUAGUAUUUUUUAUAGGUUUGUUCUUGGAGCAGUCACACCAGCAGUUGUAGUUCCUCAGCUUCUCACUCUACAAGGAAAAGGGUUUGGCGUUGAACAGGGAAUCCCCACUUUAGUGAUGGCAGCAUCAUCUUUUGAUGAUGUCAUUGCGAUAAGUUUGUUUGGCAUUUUUCUGGGUAUUGCAUUCUCAGAAGGUUAGUAAGUUUUACAGUGAAACCAAGAAAACCGUGAACUCCAGAAAUAAUUAUUUCUGAAAUGUUAUUGUCUUGCAAGAGAAAAGACAAUCAGGCAUGAGAAAACUAAGCCACAAGCAAGAAUGUUAACUAGUUUGUGGUUUUGUGGCCAUUUCAGGUGUCCUGAUCUUUGCUGUGAUUGGUCGUAACACAAUAAACAUUCCUGAGACAUUCAAGUGUUCACGGUUUUCCUGGUCGCACUGUAACCUUUUGCACAGCAUAUUCAUGUUGUUACUCUGAAUUCACCCUGAUCAGUUUUUUUUUAAGUUCAUUCACUAACUUCAUUAGGGAACCCCCUAAUUCAUUUCCCAAUUCAUUAAUUAAAGUAACUGAGAGAGUAUCUUUCUGUACUGCUUCCACGUUCUGGCCUCAGUCUGCAGUUGUGUUGUGUUUAAGUGACGGAUGCAGCAGUAAAAUGUUAUGUUGGGGGUGAAGGAAGUAUGUUUCGUUCUUUGAACUUGUUUUUGAGAUAAUAAGGGGGCCAAGGGGCAUUCCAUCUGAUUUGUCACUGGUCUUGUAAUGAAUACGUCUGAGAGUGUACAAUUUCGUGAAUCUCACUGUGUGCACAUUAUCUUCCAAACAGGAACUUGUUUUUUUGUUGUAUAUAACAAAGUUGCUGUUGUAUUUCAUAUCCUCCCUUUUGACAGGGAACAUGGUAUUUAACAUCUUCAGAGGUCCCAUUGAGCUGUUAAUGGGUUUGGUGUUUGGAAGUCUGGUGGGGGCUGUAUGUUGGUUCUUACCAAGCAAGACUGAGGUAAAGUUAACUUUGCUCACUUACUUUUCCUUGAUUGAAUAGAAUGAAAGAAUGGAUCGCUUUUAUGCCGCAGCCAGUGAUUUUUUUUUUGUGUAAUACAGUUGAACCUCUAUAUGCGACCUCCUCUUGUAAACAACCACCUCAGCUCCAAUAAGAAACUAGCCUGAGAAAACAGCCAACAUUUGGCAAUGCUACUGCUGGUUUCCCCGCCAAAUGACGUCUGAGAAACAAGCGCAGAAAUUCCAUACUGAUGAAGCGUCACUACCCAGAUCUGGGUAGUGCUUCUGAUUGGUCGUGCCGCUUAGUAAAUUUGAUUCAACCAAUCAGAAGUGCUACUCAAAUCUGGGUAGUGGCGCUUCAUCAGUAUAGAAUUUCUACACUCGUUUCUCAGACAUCAUUUGGUGGGGAAACCAGUGGUAGCGUCGUUAAAUGUUGGCUGUUUUCUCAGGCUAAUAAGCAACCUAUCCAAAAUACCACAAUUUUCCUAUUUAACCCUUUUAGUCCAAAAGCGACUAACAUCUAUUUUCUCGCAACAAUAUCAAUAAACAAUCAAGAGAAAAGUUUGUGAGAAUAAAUGAAAUAGUCACCGAAGAGAAAAUGCUCUGAUCUUCAACCAAAUUCUCUCAACUUAUUCUUUAAGGAAAUGUAUCGAGACCAGUUUGGAGAAUUUGUAUGUGGAUAUUGGGGGCUUAAAGGAUUAAAGCCUUGCAGCUAGAACCCCUCAUGUAGGUGACCACAACCACUUUUCAGGGCUGAUAGUUUAUUAUUUUUCCAUUGUUUUCAACCUCUUGUAAGCGACCACUUGAUGCAUGUUUUGAGAGCUUAGUAUUCUAUAUAUACUACACUGCUCAGACUACAAAAAGAACUGUGAGUAAAAACAUAAGGUACAUUUAGAUAUGUCCAGACCUCUUCUCAGGUGAGAACCCCUAUGGUUAGAUUCUUUUAAGGGACCACCUCCUAUAAGGGAUCACUAAGUCUUCGCAUUUUGCAUAGUCGCUUUCAGGAGGUUUGACUGUAUUACUCAUUUUCCUUUAUUUUUCCAUGCAGUCAGACAGAUCUCGUAAUAGGUUUGUGAUUCUUCUUGGCUGUGCCUUGCUCUCUGUUUUUGGAAGUAACAUGGCUCAAUUUUCAGGAGCUGGAGCUUUGGGUGUACUUGUGAUGGCUACUGUGGCAUCAUACGGCUGGGGAGACUCAGAAAAGGUUGGUUGGUCAGUAAUGAAAUCAAUGCCAGCAUCCAUUGCAUUAGAGUACCAUGACAUGUUUUUACCACAAAGUAGCUUAUUAUUGUGUCCAUUUUAUCAGCUCAUGCAAAUUUUUUGAUUCUACGCCAGAAAUUUUAAAACCCUGCAAUUAUUUUGAUUAGAAAAUACAGUGAAACCUUGAUACAAGGAAGGCCCAAGGGACUGAUAAGAUAGGAUAAUGUAAUUAUGUUUGCUAUGAGGUUUCAUUAUGUCAAGGUUCUUUUCCAUAUAUUUUACUAUUACUGGGAAGGAAUAAUUAUUGAUUGUUAAUAUACCAACGACUUUCUGAUACAGAGGUUUGGUAAAUCAAGUUUCCACUGUAAAUUUGCUAACUCUUGGUUGGUUAUGUUAGGGGUCAAAUUUGAUUUCAGGUUGAGAUAUUUUUUCCUGGGUUGAUUCUCAUAGGGCUAUUAGCCAAAGGGAAGUAAGAAUCAACCUAACCUUAAACCAAAAUUAACCUGAAAUCAAAUUUGACCUGUAACAGUUGCAUGCAGAUCAUAAGGUUUCCAUGUUUUUGUAUUGUGAUAUUUUUAGGCUCCUAUUGCUGAUGCUAUGGCCAUUGUGUGGGAAUUUUUUCAGCCUCUGCUGUUUGGUUUAAUAGGUGCUGAAGUUAGUAUUGAAUACAUGGAUAGUGCACUAAUUGGUAAGCCUCUGUAAUGUAAAUGUGUAAUUGUCUCUAUGAAAACAUACUCAGUAUACAGCUAUUUUGAGAAAGGUUGUCAGUAAAACUGUGCAUGCCACAAUCCAGAAAGGUAAUACGGGAUAUGAUCAAUGCACUUUUCCUGACACUGUAGCUGUCAAAUCUACUUUUGUUGCUUUCCUUUAGCACUCGUAAACAUACGUCAAUGGCCUCUCGUGCCAUCCUUUGAAAUUUCUUUGAACAAAACAGCGAACUCAAAACCACCCACAAUAUCUUUCGUGAUUGUCGCGUGCACUAUUUCCGACAACCUUUCUCGAAACAGCUGUAUAUGUAGAGCUAAAUCUAACACAGUACUAGUCUAGGAGGUUUGUAUGUUGCUCGGGGCUUCUUUUAUUCUUUGCCAAGAGUACAAAAUAAGAAACAUUUUUGGUUAUCCUUUUCUGCCCUGGGUAUUUUCUAGCCGGGCUGGCAACGUUACAUUUACAAAAUUACAUGUUAUUUGGAUGUAAAAAAGACUGCUCACAUCCUCUCUACAUUAUAACGAAAACUGAAAGGAACGUGCCAAAUAGCGAGCCAACAAAGUGAUUGCAGGAAGGGGCACUUAUGUCCAGAAACGUAAGAAAACUCGGAACUUGGAUACUUCAUACAAUUAAUUCUUAUCUCCCCUGACUGCAUUAAGGUGAGGGCUACGAAUAGAUGACACUUCGUGAUGUCUGCCAUAAAGAGCAAAAAUCUCAAUAACUUGCAGUCAUUGACAUAUCUUUCAGUCCCUUUUAUCCAAUAAAGAUAAGAGAAAAUGGAGGGCUCUAAAAAACUGUAAAAAGUCUAUUUGAACUUAUAAUAAUAAUAUUACGUUUGGUUCAGUAUUUUUGUGUUAUUUCACUGUAGGUAAAGCUUUUGCUUUGCUCACAAUGGCCAUGGUUGUUAGACUGAUAGUAACUUUCAUUGUUGUGUCGGGAAACAAGCUCAGUAUUAAGGACAAGAUUUUCGUGGCGAUUGCUUGGUCACCAAAAGCCACUGUACAGGUAAGACCCCAGGCUUAUGCCACAAUGGGAUGAAUGUGAACAAUUUGGUUGGCAUUUCAACGCGGAUUACUGUAUAUUGUAUAUUGUAUAUUUUUAUCUGUCUUUUCAUUGGCUAAGAAACUACAUUUUAUUAUGGAAAUCAGCGCAACCUACAGAUUAGUUAUUUAUCUGCCAGCUAUUCUUUAGGUUGCGCACGCAAUUCAUGAUAUCAAGAGAAAUGUCAAACUGACUUCUGUUCGACGUCGUGUUUGUCGUUGUUUGCCAUAAAACGAUGUAUUAUAAAAAAAAGUAUUGGAAGACUACCGAACAGCCGUAUUUUUACGGUGGCUAAGAACUGCUAUUCUAGCAUUUGCAACAAGGGACUGGAGCGAGGGUGAAACAGGGAACACGCCCUACGUGGGGUAUCUGUGCUUUCGGCGCCUCGCGGCUUGCAAACAUAAACACCAGUUACUUUUUUUAAUUAUAAAACCUACUGCUUUGCAGUCUAACGACUUUCCCACCUUCCGUGCAUUAUAAAUUCUCGUAGAUCCAAACUAGGUUGAAAUGAUUUUGACUUUAGUAUUAGAUGGCAACGCGAUGACGCCGGUGGCGAAAACUUAAUUCUCUUAAAAAGUGAAUUCAUGCUGUCUUCAAAUUAAUCGCUCUUACUCCAUGUCAAUCAAUUUGUCAGAUAUUGGUGACUUUUUUCUGGAGUUGAAUUUUAAAGGACUGUAUCUAGUUUAAAAAAGAAUUAGCAGGCGUUGUCUUGUGUUCACGUCUUCCACAAAAAGCCUUUGAAAUUAGGCAGUUUCACGUCGUGGUCAUGCAACGACGGCAAAGAAAGGGUAAAAAAUAGUGACGCAAGUAAAAAGUUGUUGUUUUACCAAUCUAAUCCUAUAACUCUUUUUCCAUUCUUGUUGCCGUCUCGUCGUCAUGGUUACUUAAUACCCGUAUUGUCUUUGCAGGCCGCCAUAGGGUCAGUAUCAUUGGACAUGGCGCGCGAACGAGGUUUUACCGGUAUGCUUCAGGAAGAGCUCGGAAUUCAGGUAAUAACAGUUCAUAAUCCCCUUCUGGUUGCUCUUUUCGUACUUGUACACGUCCAAUGAUGCCAAAAAGGGUCUAAAAUACUCAUGAUGGCCUGCGCACUCCCUUUUGGCCCUGUACAUGUGGUUCAGUUGGUAAAAAGGUUAUUUAAAGUUGAGGCAGUGGUCUUUUUUCUCUUUCCUUCUCUGGAACAAUUUCCGGAUUUUAGGCUAUCGCCGAGGUUGACAUUCAUGAGAUUCUAUAGCAACCACAUCUAAAUGCUACGCGCCGGGCUUCACUGCAGUUUAGCCCAUCGGCAAAGUCUUCCCCUCUUGCUUUUUCAGUCGCCAGAUGACAACUGACAUGCAACCAUGCACUCUCAAACUCCUGUGCACACGUCAUGCUCUUUUUCGAGGAAACAAACAGAAAAGCUUUAGUAGUCUUUGGUUAGGAACGACGCUGUAGUCUGAAUUUAAGAUAUGGAUCUGAAAAUUAAUGGCCAUCUCUAAUUAUACCGUCUGAAAUUAGAUGCAGUCGCCUUGCAGUUACUGUCGGUUUUAAUACAACUUUAUGUUUUGGUAAGCUUGCUAUCAAGACUCAGGACUGAUGAAAGCACUUCCUAACUGAAAUGUACCAGGUAUGUGCAGAUCUAAUCUGCAUUCGCUGGGUGCACGCGUGUUUUCGUUCGUGUAAUCGCCACACCAGCCACGGCUUUACGAACACAAAAAAGCCACUUUCGCUAGCCCAAAAAAUACGCCUUCAUUUCAGACUGGCGCAGUUUCAGUUGGUCGUACGGUGGUACCCCGCCUUACGGCCAUCUCGGUAAUACGGUCACCGCGUUAUUACGGCCAGUUUUUUUCGGCCCUCAAAACGGCCAUACAUUUCCUUAUAAAAAACCGUUAACGCGUUCACGUGCACCCGUUAAUACAGCCAACGGCCACAUUUUAAAAUGCCAAACAGUAGAAUCCCUUAUAAUUUCACCCCGUUAAUACUGCCACUCGUUCGAAAUUUAGAAAAUUAAAAUGCCUGUGACAUGUCAGUUUUAUUAACCAAGUAAUCUGAUCUUAUUCUUUUACUCCUUUUAGACUACUGUACACUUGUGGCGAUUUAUAGCCGAAUUCUAAGAGUUUCAUGUACUGAAGGAAAAUUUUAGGUAGUUUUUUUCAAUUACUGUACGCGAUAUCUACGUUCCGGUUGUUUAUUAAUAAGAACAAUACUUUGAAUGCGAUGUAUGGUGUACUUGUCAUUACGGCCCUGGGGCCCGUUUCUCGAAAGUCCCGGUAACUUUUUGGGCGCGAAGUCAAAUACUCAAAUCGAAAUAUAGAGACUAAGAGCGCAGGUCUUGGCUAGCAAACUACACCAUUUCGUUUCAUUAACUGAUAGUUUUAUCAUGUUAGAUGCAAAACUAUUGAAACUUCGAUCUUUAACGUAAACGGAGACAGCUUACCGGGCCCAUUAAUUAUCGGGACUUUCGAGAAACGACCUACUUAAAAUUCCCAUUAACUUUACAGAUAUUGACCAUAGCCGUGUUGUCCAUCCUUCUCACGGCUCCAACUGGAGCCGUGGGAAUUGCCGUCUCAGGCCCCCGGUUGCUGCGCAGGUCCGAAACGAAAGAAGAGACUGGAGACAAAGGAGAGGUGGAACCCAUUCUAGAUGGUUCCAAUCCCCAGAUGGAUUCAACCGUGUAA